This is a messenger RNA of Nilaparvata lugens (brown planthopper), 1584 nucleotides long. Its product is annotated as cyclin-dependent kinases regulatory subunit. The record is from RefSeq and is a predicted model, not a curated record. Lineage: Eukaryota; Metazoa; Arthropoda; Insecta; Hemiptera; Delphacidae. The transcript is spliced from 4 exons. Bases 191 to 451 code for a protein of 86 amino acids. Gene Ontology annotation, cellular component: cyclin-dependent protein kinase holoenzyme complex; SCF ubiquitin ligase complex. Gene Ontology annotation, molecular function: cyclin-dependent protein serine/threonine kinase activator activity; ubiquitin binding; protein kinase binding. Gene Ontology annotation, biological process: regulation of mitotic cell cycle.
AUACACAACUCUAGAACUCUGGGAACAAGUUGCCAGCUGAGCAAAACUCUCCAACCUGCAACUUCAGCCCGCCAAUUCAUAAAAUAUUUCGUAUAUUUCUGCUGUUGAAAGUUGAACAUUUUCGUGAAAAUAUUAUUACUCUUAUAGUUGAUCAACUGGAGGUACCCGUUACAUAAACAACAGUAACACCAUGCCGAUCACUGCCCCAGGAAUACAAUAUUCCGACAGAUACUUUGAUGAGAACUACGCUUACAGGCAUGUUAUUCUACCAAUGGAUAUAGCCAAAGAAGUGCCCAGAAAUCAUCUGAUGACAGAAGGAGAAUGGAGAAACCUUGGAGUCCAGCAAAGUCCGGGCUGGAUAAAUUAUAUGAUACAUUCCCCAGAGCCACACGUUAUUCUGUUCCGUAGAGCUUUAUCAGAUAACGAAAGAACUGCAGCAUCAGCAAAUUGAACUGCGUUAUGACAUUUUUCGUGUUUAUUCCCUUCUUAUAGAUUUAUUCAGUUGGUGCAUUCAGAUUCAUUUAUAUAAAGUAAUACUGUCCAAGCUAUCAUAUUACCAUUGACGAAAAAUGUAUAUUCAAUAACCUGAUUAUGUGAUAUUUCUGUCAUCAGGUACUGUAUUUAGAUUUCAAGUUCGGAAUUUCUUUAAUAAGUUGCAAGUUGACAGAUUAUUUUUCAAUUCUUUUCAUUCAUCUAAUGGUUGAAACUAUAAAAAUUAUGUUUCGUACACUUCCUUGUUGUAUGCUAUCAUGUAUUCAGUUAUGCAUUUCUAUUAUAAUACAUUAGGCUUUGCUACUAAGCAUUGCUAAAUACUUCAUACUUACUAUAGGUACUUUCCUAGGGUGAAUACUUUUGUCAAGUUGUCAGCAAAUUUUUGCUUCCAGGUAAACAAAAUUUUCCAAUGUUUCUGUUGUAACGUCUAUGUGAGACAGCAUGUAUUGAACAUGUAUAAUUGACAUGUCAUUGCUUAAUGAUGAGAAAUAAUUAAUUGGCAAAAAAUUAGUUCCAUUAGAAUAUGCAAGUUGGAAAGUACAAAUAAUCCACGUACAAAAAAUAAUAACGUUUUGAUGGUUUCUUAACGCUUCUCCACGAGAGUGGAGACUAACUUGAGAGAGCAUUUAUACGUUUUUGUCAUCAUUUUUUUUGUAAUCUGUCUUUGACCUUUUUUACCCUGAUUCGGUUGAUAAAUUUCUAGAUUUGUUACUUACAUUUCUUAUUCUUAAACUAAUUUCUGCACGUUCAACAGACUUUUUAGCUUUUGAGACAUUUUCAAGUUAAAACAUAAUUAAUAGAUGUUCAACAAACUGCCCCACAAGGUUAUAUUUGAUUGUAACAAUUAUCAAGUAUUACAAUGCGUGCUAUAGUUGAUUUAGCAUAAUAAUAAUAGUUUUCACUUGUAAAUGACUGCACAAUAUAAUCAAACUAGAUUAUUCGAAAAUUAAACGAUGUGUACCGUAUAAUAUUAUUUUGAGUAGCCUAGGCAUUCCAUGGAUUUGUAAUAACUAAGAUGAUAAUUAUUAAUUUGGAGAUGGAUGUAACUUUUUCACUAAUUUGGUGUGAAUAAAAAGAAUAUUUUAUUAUAAA